Molecule: messenger RNA, 1128 nt
Organism: Setaria italica (foxtail millet)
Lineage: Eukaryota; Viridiplantae; Streptophyta; Magnoliopsida; Poales; Poaceae
Product: methyltransferase-like protein 13
Exons: 9
Coding region: 179-907 (242 amino acids)
Molecular function (GO): S-adenosylmethionine-dependent methyltransferase activity
Source: RefSeq, a predicted model, not a curated record
GAAAACAAAACAAAACAAAACAAAAACAAAACAGCGAGUCGCGAGCCAACACAACACCGCCGAUCUGGAAUCCUCCAGGCUUCGUCGCUCUCCUCCUCCCCCACACCAAGCGCAACCGAGGCCGCCAUUACCGGCCAGAUCCGAGGACCAGGACGAGGACGAGGACGAGGAAGGGGCGAUGACGGGAGGCGCGGCGGCGUCGCAGGCGUACGGGGAGGCGUGGUACUGGGACGAGCGGUACCGCAAGGAGGCCGGGCCCUUCGACUGGUACCAGAAGUACCCGGCCCUCGCGCCGCUGCUACGCCUCUACGUCCAGCCGCACCACCGGCUCCUCCUCGUCGGGUGCGGGAAUUCCGUCUUUGGUGAAAACAUGGUUGAUGAUGGUUAUCAAGACGUUGUCAACAUUGAUAUAUCUUCAGUGGUUAUUGAGCAAAUGAAGAAGAAAUACCAUGACAAGCCUCACCUUAAAUACAUGAAGAUGGAUGUAAAGAACAUGUCUGAUUUUGAGUCUGGUUCAUUUGAAGCAGUUAUUGACAAAGGAACCCUAGAUUCUAUUAUGUGUGGCCAAAAUUCACAAGAGAAUGCAACGAAAAUGCUAGAGGAGGUCAACAGAAUCCUUAAGGAAAAUGGUGUCUACAUGCUGAUCACUUAUGGGGAUCCAAGUUACCGAUUACGUCUCCUGAAGGACAUGGAAAAUUGGACGGUAAAGCUCCAUGUCAUAGAAAGAUGGGAGAGAAGCGCAAAUCAGGAUAAAUGGGAACUGACAAAACCAUUGCCUUUAGACGAUGACAACGCAUCAGUAGUUUCAGUUCUAGGACCGAAACCUGAUGUUCACUACAUCUAUGUCUGUGUAAAGGGCAACGAUGGUGCAAGGGCGGAUUCUAGUGCUGGAGAAGUCGUCGACUAGUCCCACCAAUAACCCUCUGAACCCGUCGUGCAUAGCCAGUGUAGCGAAUAAUGUAGAACAGAUAUUGUACCUCUAAUUGUCGUUGCUUGAUGAACUCGUUCAGUGAAGUUGUACUAGAUGUUUCUUUCUAGAUCAGCUGUAUGAGAUGUUUUCGUGGUUCCUGUUGUGCACCCAAUCCCAUUAAAUCCCGUCUGGAAACAGAUGUGGCGAUUUCCUGGCAA